Messenger RNA from Engraulis encrasicolus (European anchovy), 2869 nucleotides. RefSeq names its product tetratricopeptide repeat domain 14 (gene ttc14). Bases 122 to 2443 code for a protein of 773 amino acids. The record is from RefSeq and is a predicted model, not a curated record. The transcript is spliced from 13 exons. Gene Ontology annotation, molecular function: protein binding; nucleic acid binding. Lineage: Eukaryota; Metazoa; Chordata; Actinopteri; Clupeiformes; Engraulidae.
CUCACUUCCGUCAGUGACAGUGUGGGAAACUGAAUAGCCAAACACAAGAUGACAAUCUGCAACGUAGCACCCGGUUUUAACCUGUGAUGUUAGAAUCAGGCACGGGAAAAGGUGAUUCAUCAUGGACAGAGAUUUGCUGAGACAGUCGGUUAUCUAUCAUGGAGAAAGUUUGCUCUCCCUUUUAACAUGUGAACAGGAAGAGAACCCUGACUUCGCUGCCAUUAGAGCUGAACUUCCUAAUGCAACAUAUGAAGGGAAAAGUUUGGAUGCAAGUACCUCCGCCAUUGUGGAACAGUUUAUUGCAAGGAAAGCAGACUUAUUAUUUGCCCCUUCUUGGAAUUCAGCAGAGCCUGUGGACAAUGCAUUUCAGGAAGAGUCCCGUGAACCGUAUGCUUCCAUGCCCCCUUUGGAACAAUUCAUGGAGGUUCCUUUUCAGGAGAGGAGGGACCUGUUCUUCCGGGACGUGGAACGCGGGGAUGUCAUUAUCGGGCGUAUCAAUAACAUCAGAGAUUUUGGCUUCUUCCUCACUGUAGUAUGCACAUGUGGUGAAAUAGAGAGAGACAUCGCUGAUCUGGAGCUAACGGCUCUUUGCCCUGUCAGAGAUGUUCCAUCCAAUGGGAAUCAUGAUGAUCCUCUUUCUUAUUUCCAAGUUGGAGAUCUAAUUAGAGCGGCGCUGAAAGAUGUAGACCGCUAUCAUGGGAAGCUGACCAUUUCGCUUCUUGCCCCAUCACUUGCUCCAAGACUAAGCGGUCUUAAACUCGGUGUGAUCUCCAGAGAGGAUCUCCCCAUCCACUAUUGGCGUGGGGACAGAGUUGCCCAUGACAGUAGUGAGACUUAUGACACGGUCUUAGAAAACGCGCUGGGUUUCUCCAACCCAUCCAAUGUGGACGUUCUUCUUGCAAAGCUGGGAGUCAGCGAGUCCAAGUGUUUUUCAAUGAUGAGGGGACUACAAAGUAAACUUUUUCGGGAAGAAGAUUUUGCAGUGCACAUUCGAAAGAAGCAGUCAGCCAUAUGGGCUCUUAAAUGUGUCAAGGCCGGGGUGGAGCACUUCAAAUGUGGCCGACAUGUUGAAGCAAUGAACGAGUACAACAAAGCGCUGGAAAUAGACACCAACAACGUGGAAGCGCUUGUAGCUAGGGGCGCUCUAUAUGCAACGAAAGGGAGUCUGGCCAAGGCUACUGAGGACUUCGAAGUGGCCCUGGAGAACUGUCCUACUCACAGGAAUGCUAAGAAGUACCUCUGCCAAAUGCUGGUAGAACGCGGAGAACAACUGGAGAAGGAGAAAAAGUUGGUGUCCGCUGAGGGCCUGUACAAGAGGGCCUUGUCGCUGGAUGAGCAUUUCCAAUACGCUAUCGAGGCCAUGAGGAAGCUCCAGCUCCGUAUCCAGAAAUCACUGAAACUGAAAGAAGAGGAGGCAGCAAGAGAGCUGGAAAAGGCAAAGAAUGUGGAAACGAGUGCAGACAAAUUGCGUAAGAUCUUAAAAGAGGAGAAAAGGAUGAAACGUAAAAGGAAAAGGUCUUCUUCCUCUUCCUCUACGUCUUCUAGCUCCUCUUCCGCCAGCUCCUCUGCUUCCUCCUCAUCCUCCACUGAAGGGAGGAAGUCCAAAAAGAAGAAGAAGAGGAAGCACCGGCGCUCCUCUCGCAGUAGCAAAAAACGCCACAGCAGAACCUCCUCGCGUCGUAGUCGUUUGUCAGAUGACGAGGAUAGGAAAAAGGAGAGGGGAGGAGAGGAGGAGGAGGAGGACGACGACUUGUAUCCAGAGCCGCCCAACACCUCCGCCUCCUUCCUGGGCAAGGCCGGGGAAGACCUCUCCCAAGCCAAGGCCAAGAAGAGGUCCCUGUCCUGGGGCUCCUCGUCCAACGUGGACGUUCAGGAGAACAGCAGAGGUAGGUUUGAGGACGACGCGUUUGAGUAUGACCUCACCACUCUCCUCAGGCCCACCAGAGAGGAGCCUCUUGGCGACAGGCUGUCGCGAUCGAGGUCGAAAGACUUUGACUCCAAUGACCGCCGCGAUCGGCGGUCCUCUGAACACAGGAGGGCAGAGGCGGCAGGGCCUAGCAGCAUCGGCGGCAGCAGCAGGCAGAACUCGGAGCGUUCUGAGGGCUCCAGCCACAGGAGACCCUCAUACUCCUCCAUGAGCUCGGAGCGUUCUCGGAAGACCGAUCGGCAGUCGCGGGAAUAUCCGGACAAACAAGGCGGCAGCAGCAGCCACAGGCAUUCGGACGCUUCGAACAGACACGAGCGUUCCGAGAAGGGUGAGAAAAGGGAUGAAAGGCGAUCGGAAGGUAGCGCAAGAGAUUCCAAACGGAGCGAAGAUGUUCCUCAGAACGGUAGGAGAUGUUCCGAGGGAGCCCCAAAGAAAGAGCUGCCAUCAAACUUGCAGGACAUUUUCAACAAGAUUGCACAGUUUGAAAGGGAGAAGGGUGUGAAAAACAAAAAAUGAAUGUUGACUUUGCAUUGAUAGUGUUAGUUGUGGGAAAGUCUUUUGAGACAGGAGGGAUUAAACCUUUCUAAUGUAUUGGGUUACAACCCCUCGUUUAGUGUUGUCAGGUGUUAGUACUUAAAGGAAGACAUCGUUUUACGCUAAGCACAAUGCCUUAAAAGAAAUCUGUGACUGUUAGCCUGAAGUUGUGAUUUUAUGUUCCAUGAUUUUUUUCCCUCUGGCCUUAAGUUAGGUCUUUCAUGAUGAUCAUCAUCAUCUAUGGUAUGUAUUAUCAGCUGAACCAUAUUUUCAAUGUCUGGUUGAACACACACACACACACACACUGCUUUAGAUGUGCCAAGAGCUGCUGAACAAUCUGACAUCCAAAAAUUGAAUCUGUUGUUGUAUAAACAUCUGUUUAUCAAUAAACCCUAUCUUGUAGUCUUC